Messenger RNA from Stegostoma tigrinum, 2951 nucleotides. RefSeq names its product cysteinyl leukotriene receptor 1-like. The coding region runs from base 178 to 1350 and encodes 390 amino acids. The transcript has 3 exons. Gene Ontology annotation, molecular function: G protein-coupled receptor activity. The record is from RefSeq and is a predicted model, not a curated record. Gene Ontology annotation, biological process: G protein-coupled receptor signaling pathway. Lineage: Eukaryota; Metazoa; Chordata; Chondrichthyes; Orectolobiformes; Stegostomatidae. Gene Ontology annotation, cellular component: plasma membrane.
CAGAUAAAUAGCAGCUCAAGAAGUGCUGGGGUAGAAGCAGUGCUGUAAUCCAGUCCAAGCAAGAGAUUAGAUGACAGCCAGUAGCUGUCCAACAUAUAGUAUCGAUUCACUUGGAGACUUUCUAAAACAUGUUGAAACCACAAUAUGAGUAAUAGAUGAUGUAUUGUCAGAAAGAAGAUGAUGACAAACGCACUCCUACGCGAGAACGUAACAAUCGCAAACACUUCCUCAAAUAGAACUGUCUGUCCAGAAAACCAUGAGUACAAAUACAUGGUCUACUCCACCGUGUACAGUGUUGUAUUCGUCGUUGGGCUGCUGUCAAACCUGUCAGCUCUGUUUGUGUUCUAUCGCAUUGCAAAGAGUAAGAAUUCCAGCACCGUCUACCUGAUGAACCUCGCUGUCGCUGACCUCCUGUUCGUGCUCAGCCUUCCCCUGAGGAUUGUCUAUUACCUGAGAAAAGGAGACUGGCCAUUCAGAGAUUUCCUGUGUCGGGUGUCUACCUAUACUUUCUAUGUCAGCAUGUAUUGCAGUAUAUUCUUCCUCACUUGCUUGAGCAUAUCGCGUUUUUUGGCCACGGUCCACCACAUAAGGCAUCAAAGAAUGUUCACUUUUCGGCGGUGCAUUAUCGCAUGUAUUAUAAUCUGGCUCUUUGUGGGUGUGGCGACAGCUCCCUUCCUGCUAUCGGAGAGCCAACCUUACCACGGCAAAAUCAAGUGCUUUGAGCCCGUGUUUGUCGUGUCCUGGACUCGCAUUGCUAAAAUGAACUAUUUUGCCCUCACUGUUGGGUUCCUAAUUCCUUUUGUCAUCAUUCUCAUCUGCUACUGUUUGAUGAUAAAGUACUUAAUGGGGGUCAGUUGGCAGUCAAGGCGAAUCAAGAGAGACAUAGCCAUGAUUGUGCUGGUUCUGGCAGUGUUUUUAAUCUGUUUCCUUCCCUACCAUGUGCAAAGGACGGUGCAUUUACACUACCUGGUCCAUCACCACAAUGACUGCGAGCUGGAAAACAUUCUCCGCAAGUCGGUGGUAGCUACAUUGUGCUUGGCAGUGGCCAACAGUUGCUUCGACCCUCUGCUUUAUAUUUUUGUGGGGCAAGGGUUUAGAACAUUCGUCAGGGCAUGGCUGAAGAGAAAAGAAUCUAACGUCUCGUACAGCUCCUCCAGUAGCAAGCUCUUCGUUAGCGCUGCAUUUAUCCAACAAGGUCGUAUGUUGGAAUCAUUCACAGAACCAAUCAAGCCAAGCCAGACUCUGCUGCAUGAACAAAAAGAACUACUGAGCGGAAAAAGUCAAGGAGAUGAUACAGUCUCAAGCAAAACAGAAACUGUUGAUCACGUCCUGCAAAACAGCCCACAGUGACUUCUCAAAAGUCUCCACUCUGCUGGUUAGAUGAGGAGAGUUUUUUUUGUCCUUCAUGGGUUGAUUGGUUAAGAUUUGGUACAAAAGGAGUUCCUUAGGAAGAAAAUGUGACGGAGCGGUUUGAAGGAGACAGUCGGGAAAAUGGGAAUUGUCUACGAUUUGCCGUUUUCCCAAAACAACAGUGAUUCCUGAACUUUCAAAGGAUGGUGUCAAGAAGAGUGGGAUGUGAGGGGUGAAUUAGAACUACAAGACAAAGGGAAUGUUAGGGUGUGACUUUAAAAAGAAGGAAAAUGAAGUAGCUCGCUAAUCAUGUACUUAGAACAUUUUUAAAUAUAUAUUAAAAAAUUAUCCAGUCCAGUGAGUGAUUAUUCCACUGGCGCCAAACAUAUUAAGAUUUAUUUCAAAUAUAUAAUAAAACAAAUAUGUUGAGAGUUCACCUUCUGACUCGAAGAUUUCCGAGAUGGCCCACUUCAAGUUCCUGGUGGUCGACUAAUAUUGACUCCACCACAGCAUAGUCCCUGUCAUCCAAAAACCCUCCACAGUCCUGAAUUCUGCAGGGUCCUACAGAAGAUUCCUCACAGAGAAUGUCCCAUAGAGAAUACUCCAAAGAAAAUACCUCACAGAGAAUACCCCAAAGGAGUGUCCAACCAUAGAGUGUGCCACAGAAAAUGCCCAGCAGAACGUACCCCAAAGACAAUGCUCCAUUUAGACUGCCCCAUGGAAAAUACCCCACAGAGUGUGUUCCAAAAAAGGGUCUGAUGUUCUUAUGUUUCAGUUUUACAAGAAGAUAAUUAACGACAUACCUUUACAAUUCUUUGACAGAAUUCCUUUAUAGGUUUGUGGGGCCAUCUCACUCUGUCUAUGAGGCAUAAGCAAAAAAAUCUCUACACUCAGUACCUCAGUCUCUAGUGAUCCUGGUAACUGCAGUCAGGGCAACAGUAGGAAGGAAAAAGGUGUGCGUAGACUGUAGAAUCCAGUAAAGAACUGUUGGGGCCAAGUGACCUGUUUCUGUGUGAUUUUAUCUAUGUAAUUCCAUGUGUUGCUAUCUAGAAGAAGUGCUCGUAACUAUUAGACAUCUCCAGAUAUUAGGGAGAUUGAACAUUUUACGAAUGAAAGAUGAGAAGUUGUCUGAAUUAUGCAUGAACAAGAGAGAUGAGGAAGGAAAACUAGGUGCCAAAAACAUUAUAAUAAAAUGUGAGGCUGGAUGAACACAGCAGGCCCAGCAGCAUCUCAGCAGCACAAAAGCUGACGUUUCGGGCAUAGACCCUUCAUCCAAAAACAUUAGUUGGGUCUAUAAGCACAGAACAAACAAGCAAAAUGAAAGUAUGUCAGUUUGUUGCAAAAUUAAUAUCGGCUCAUCUUUCUGCCAUCUCUGAACCAAUUAAUUUAUGCAUUAUUAAAUGCUUCAAACAUAACUGGAAGAGAUAUUUUUUCUUUGAGACAUCAUUGUGUUUCUUAAUCAUGUUGUGACUUUGAACAAAGCUUGAUGCACUUUUUAAUGAGUUUUCAUGUACUACAAAAGUAUUUGCUUUGGAGUGAGAAUUUCCACAAUUGUUCCCAAUUCAGUGUAUAUUUCUGUUCUGUAUGCUUAAUUAAAUGAC